Nematolebias whitei (Rio pearlfish) is the source of this 2886-nucleotide messenger RNA. Its product is annotated as E3 ubiquitin-protein ligase RNF19A. NCBI's taxonomy places the organism in Eukaryota, Metazoa, Chordata, Actinopteri, Cyprinodontiformes, Rivulidae. Bases 265 to 2886 code for a protein of 873 amino acids. Gene Ontology annotation, cellular component: cytoplasm; ubiquitin ligase complex. The record is from RefSeq and is a predicted model, not a curated record. Gene Ontology annotation, biological process: positive regulation of proteasomal ubiquitin-dependent protein catabolic process; ubiquitin-dependent protein catabolic process; protein polyubiquitination. Gene Ontology annotation, molecular function: zinc ion binding; ubiquitin conjugating enzyme binding; ubiquitin protein ligase activity. The transcript has 9 exons.
CCCCACCCCUUCGCCAUCAUCCGGCUAUUAGAUGUGACAUCGAGGCUGCUCAGGAGAAGUCACCAUGUCCUAAACACAGAAGGGCCUUCUGGAGCCCUGUCCCCUCACCCUGGCCUCCCAUCCCCUUCCCCUGCUCCCUCUCCCAUCCACCUCUUCACCCCUUCUCCCAGCCCCAUCCAACUCCCAGACCUUUCUGCACAUGUAAGGAACAGGCUGCCCAGCCCUGGCUUCCUGCCGGCACACCCCUCCUCUCCCCCCGGAGAGAUGAGCUUACAGAAGCAUCAGCAGCUAGGUGGUGGAAGCGGUGGAGUGAUGGGUUCUGACCGGGACCUGCAGUCCACCGCUUCCUCCAUCUCCCUGCCGUCUGUGAAGAAGGCUCCAAAAAAGAGGCGCUUCUCCCUGGCUUCUCUUUUCAGAAGACGGAGACGAGAUUCCAAAUCAGGGCGCGAAAAGUCCAGAGAGCUCCAUCAUCCUGGACCUGGAGGACUAACAGGAGUGGAUGGUAUAGCUAGCAUUGAGAGCAUCCACUCAGAGAUGUGUAAUGAAAAGAAAUCUGCCUUCUUCUCUGUGGCUGGGACCGAAGCUGCCUCUGUUGUUGCUGCCUCCUCCUCGUGUGUCUCAGGGCCUUCAUCUUCUACCUCUUCCUCCAAGGUCGGGGUUGGAGUAGGAGCAGAGCUUCUGGAGUGCCCACUGUGCCUUUUGCGCCACUCUAGGGAGAGCUUUCCUGACAUCAUGACCUGUCACCACCGCUCAUGCAUAGACUGUCUGCGCCAGUACCUGCGUAUUGAGAUCUCAGAGUCACGUGUCAAUAUAAGCUGCCCGGAGUGCACAGAGCGCUUCAAUCCACACGAUAUACGCAUGAUCCUGGGUGAUCGAGUGCUCAUGGAGAAAUAUGAAGAGUUCAUGCUGAGGAGGUGGCUGGUUGCUGACCCAGACUGCCGGUGGUGCCCUGCACCAGACUGUGGAUAUGCAGUAAUAGCGUUUGGGUGUGCCAGCUGUCCAAAGAUCACAUGUGGCAGGGAAGGUUGUGGCACCGAGUUCUGUUACCACUGUAAGCAGCUGUGGCAUCCUAACCAGACCUGUGAUGCAGCUCGACAACAGCGAGCCCAGAGCCUGCGCCUGCGCCUGAGAACCGUGCGCUCGUCCUCCCUCAGUUAUAGUCAGGAGAGUGGGGCUGCAGCCGAUGACAUUAAGCUAUGUCCUCGCUGCGCUGCGUUCAUUAUCAAGAUGAAUGAUGGGAGCUGUAACCACAUGACCUGCGCUGUCUGUGGCUGUGAGUUCUGCUGGCUUUGCAUGAAGGAGAUCUCAGACUUGCACUACUUGAGUCCAUCAGGCUGUACUUUCUGGGGGAAGAAGCCGUGGAGCAGGAAAAAGAAGAUUCUUUGGCAGCUCGGAACUCUUGUGGGCGCUCCUGUCGGAAUCGCACUGAUAGCUGGCAUAGCUAUACCCGCCAUGAUGUUUGGGAUCCCUGUAUAUGUGGGUAGGAAGAUCCAUAAUCUUUAUGAAGGUAAAGAUAUUUCCAACCACAAGAGGAACCUGGUGAUUGCUGGUGGAGUGUCUCUUUCUGCCAUCGUGUCCCCGGUGGUGGCUGCAGUCACUGUAGGCAUCGGGGUUCCCAUCAUGCUUGCAUACGUCUAUGGCGUGGUGCCCAUCUCUCUGUGUCGCAGCGGAGGUUGUGGCGUUUCAGCAGGGAAUGGAAAAGGAGUUCGCAUUGAGUUUGAUGAGAAUGACAUGAAUGCUGGCAGCGGGGCGGCUGUCACUGACUCAACAUCAGUGGCAGACACCAGGAACAACCCCAGUAUAGGUGAGGGCAGUGUUGGAGGGUUGACGGGCAUCUUCAGUGCCAGCGGGAGUCACAUGGACCGUCUGGGGGCCAUUAGGGACAACCUGAGUGAGACUGCCUCCACAAUGGCCUUAGCUGGAGCCAGCAUCACUGGCAGCCUCUCUGGGAGUGUCAUGGUCAACUAUGUAAACAGGCUCGAGGUGCAGGCUGAUGUGCAGAAGGAGCGCUGCAGUCUGAGCGGUGAGUCGGCCACAGUCAGCCUGGGUACAAUGAGUGACAACGCAAGCACCAAAGCAAUGGCUGGAUCCAUUCUCAACGCCUACAUGCCUGUUGACAGAGAGGGAAACAGUAUGGAAGUCCAGGUCGACAUCGAAUCCAAACCGGUGAAACGGAGACAUCACAGCGGCGGCAGCAGCGUAGACGACGGCCAGGUCGCUCGCUGGACUUACUCCUCCAAUGGCUGCACCUCCUCAGAGAGCAAAGGAACCUCUGCUAAGUGCGCCAAAGAGUCCUCCUCCACCUCGGGGGGCAAAAAGAGUAAAGGCAAGCUGCGCAAGAAAGGUGGGGGCACAAAGAUCAAUGAAAGCCGGGAGGAGAUGGAUGCUCAGCUUCUAGAACAGCGUAGCACCAACUCCUCCGAGUUUGACUCUCCGUCUCUGAGUGGCAGCCUGCCGUCGGUGGCCGACUCUCACUCCAGCCACUUCUCUGAGUUCAGCUGCUCGGACAUAGAAAGCAUGAAGACGUCCUGUAGCCAUGGCUCCGGCGGCGAUUACCACUUACGCUUUGCCACCGUCAGCCCCCUACCAGAGGUGGAGAAUGACCGCCUAGAGACAUGCCCCACUUCGUCGUCGUCGUUGCAGGGACAUGGAGUCGUAAUCGCGCCGCAGUCCCCCACCUCCAUCGCCUUUUCUCUCGGAAAUGGUUCCGAGCCUUCUCCUCUGUGCUUCAUCAUGGAGGAGAACGUCAGCCUGGUGUGUCCUGCUGAGCUGGACUCUCACAGCAACACCGGAGAGCUGCUGAAAGAAAACAACAACAACCAACCACAACUACCAUCCCAAAGCCAGCAGCAGGCCAGGAGCUCCUGUAUUCAGACUGAUGUUUAA